UUUAAAGGAUUGCAUUUCAGUUUAAGUUCCUUUCGAGCCUCCGGAACUUCAAUUACUAAGCAUUCAUGGAGGAGUUUUGUACAUGAUUUACCUCAAGCUUUAGGUUGGACAAAUUCGAUUGUUUCAGUCGCUUCUUCAUCCAUAAAAAAACACACAGGAGAUCUGGAAUCGAGUUGAGCUUUAUCAAUAUGGCGGCUGGUGCGAGCGCAAUUACACGAUCUCAAGAAUACAUAAGCUUUCGCAGUUCUGUCCCUUUGAAACGGAUUGUUGUCGAUAAUGAUGAUGAAAAAGAGUGGUUGAUAUAUGAUGCAGGUCCUCGUAGUGUACAGUGCCCCCUUGUUUGUUUACCCCCUGCAAGUGGUACUGCUGAUGUGUUUUUCAAACAAAUUCUUACCCUCUCAAGUCUUGGUUACAGGGUGAUAUCUGUAGAGUAUCCUGUGUAUUGGACAUAUGGUGAGUGGACUGAAGGCUUCAGACGACUUUUGGAUUACCUGAAACUAGAUGAGGUCCAUAUAUUUGGGGCAUCUCUUGGAGGUUUCCUUGCACAGAAGUUUGCAGAAAUGACACACAAAAGCCCAAGAGUACAUUCACUGAUUCUGUGCAAUGCUUUUGCUGAUACUUCUGUUUUUCAGCAGACUUCAACUGCUUCUAGCUUUUGGGUAAUGCCUGCCUUUGUCUUGAAGAAAAUGAUUAUGAACAAUUUCACAACACAAGAAGUUGAUGAGGACAUAGCUGAUUCAAUAGACUUUAUGGUGGAGAGGCUGGAAAGUUUGGGAAGAAGUGAAUUGGCAUCAAGAUUGACACUUAACUGUUUGGACUCGUAUGUUGAGCCACAGAAACUUGCUGGAAUUCCUACAACUAUUAUUGAUGUUUUUGAUGACUGUGCCCUCUCACAGCCAGUAAAGGAAGAACUUUACAAGUGUUAUCCAGAUGCCAAGAGAGCUCAUUUAAAGAAGGGUGGCAACUUUCCAUAUCUUUGCCGGAGUGCUGAUGUUAAUCUCUACCUACAGAUUCAUCUUCGGCAAUUCAUGGGAAAACGAUUCAGUGCCAUGGAUCCCAAAUGUAUGACGGAAGAGGACAUGGUAUCAUGCGGUCUGUUGCCAUCGGCAGAGCCACCUUCUGUGGUGUCCUCUGAUGAGGAGGACGAGUAGUAAAUAAAUAGUUAUAUUAUAAUAAGUAUGGAGACUAAAUUUUAUGUUUGGCAGAACAAGAGCAGCUCGUAAUUAGAUAGACAUUAUUUUGUGAUGGUGCCGACUCCAGGUUUUGGAGAGGCAGUUAGUCUGUAUGAUGCAAAAUGUCAAUUGGUAGUUUUCUGUUAGGUGAAAAGACAAGCCAUGGUAAAGCAACAGUUUCCAUCUGCCUGAUAGAGUUUGGCAGCAAUCGAAUCAUAUACAAACAACUCUUUAAAAAGGGAAUUUCUCAGCAAGAAACGGGGCAGGAUUUGAUCAAGUUAUGUCAUUCUUAACACGGAAAAACAUUUCUUGAAUACUUCUGCUCAAAUGAUACAAUUAAGACAGAGUUUGUGAAACAGUGUGUAGAAAACUUUUUUAGAGUUAACAUCCCUAUAGAAAAUGUUAAACAACAGUUUUCUUUCUGAAUGAUAAAUGCAAAUCUACACAAACGUGUUGAAAAGUUCGUAGCUAUGACUUGUAUCACAACCAAGUUCCUAAAGGUAAAUUUUAUGCUAAAUUUAGAAUCUUCAACUAAUUUGGAACUAGCAGAAUACCAGUUUCAGCUUCUUUAUUCCCAAGUGAAUUUAGUUUCCCAGUUGCUAUACCCAAAGCUCUACGACUGAGGAAGCACGUUGUGAGAAUUAAGGGAACAGUUGGUAUAUGGAAAUUGUUUAACGAAAUGCAUGAAUCAAGAGGGAUCGCCAUGUUUGCUAAGGACAUUUUAAACUAGUUUCCUCCUGGAAGUGGCCAUACCCUCGCUACCGUACGAAUCUUGGUCCUGUCGAUCAAGAUUUUCUUUGGCCUCGUACUUUCAGUAGAACAAAAUUUAUGUAUUUUUGCAACACUGUUCCCAAGGAGGUCUCUAUCGUCCAUAGAUGAAUAAUACAGGUCUUCUCCCAAAACACGCGUGCAGAAGGCUUGAAUUUUACAAUAUAUUAUUGUGUUUGUUGGAUCUAUUUUAAUAAAAUUAAUUCUGGAACAA
Messenger RNA from Pocillopora verrucosa, 2154 nucleotides. Its product is annotated as maspardin. The record is from RefSeq and is a predicted model, not a curated record. Lineage: Eukaryota; Metazoa; Cnidaria; Anthozoa; Scleractinia; Pocilloporidae.